AUGUACCGGGGAUCACGAGGGACCCCAUCUGAUGCUGAUGGAUGCGACGUGACGCAUGUUAACUGUACCCUACAUAUCCGUACUCCGUAUCCAUCAGGCAUUCAGCCAAGGCCUCAGACACCGGAAAGAGGCAAGGCGCGUGUGUUCCCAACUGUUGCUCUUGGUGGCGCGCCGCCCACAAUGCACUGUGCCUGCGUUUCGCGCCUUUGA
Messenger RNA from Podospora bellae-mahoneyi, 210 nucleotides. RefSeq lists its product as uncharacterized. The coding region runs from base 1 to 210 and encodes 69 amino acids. The transcript is spliced from 2 exons. The record is from RefSeq and is a predicted model, not a curated record. Lineage: Eukaryota; Fungi; Ascomycota; Sordariomycetes; Sordariales; Podosporaceae.